Messenger RNA from Micropterus salmoides (largemouth bass), 4489 nucleotides. RefSeq names its product V-type proton ATPase 116 kDa subunit a2-like. Gene Ontology annotation, molecular function: ATPase binding; proton-transporting ATPase activity, rotational mechanism. Gene Ontology annotation, cellular component: plasma membrane; vacuolar proton-transporting V-type ATPase, V0 domain; vacuolar proton-transporting V-type ATPase complex. Lineage: Eukaryota; Metazoa; Chordata; Actinopteri; Centrarchiformes; Centrarchidae. Bases 444 to 2987 code for a protein of 847 amino acids. Gene Ontology annotation, biological process: vacuolar acidification; proton transmembrane transport. The record is from RefSeq and is a predicted model, not a curated record. The transcript has 20 exons.
GUGGAAGUUGAUCGUAUUCAACAGUGCGAAGUGACGUGUAGGAGUAUGGACACUGCGAGCGGACGUCUUAUGAAACUUCACAAACUAUGAAAGGACUUGCGACCACGUCUUUGGAUGUGCUGCGUUAGCGGUCUUACUACGGUUGACUCACAGUUUCAUGUUCAACUUUGAUGAAAGAAGUUAUUCAUCUCAGAACAAACAACACGACACUCACUGGCUAGCACAUUAGCUAACACAGGAAGAGCCUCUGCUGUAACGAUAGCUAAAGUGUCUGUUAUGCUAAGUUAGUAAAAUAUUGUACUAACACCGGAGCCAAGAUAUGAAAAGCACUAAGAAGGAUUUGACUCUCUGCAACUGACGGAUCUCUUACAGGAACCGCACUAGUUAGCUUGCUAGUAUUAGCCCCUCGCCUGAGCAGGUACAUAUAAGAGUGAACUGUCAAAAUGUCUCUGCUCCGAGGUGAAGAUAUGUGCCUGGCACAACUGUUUCUACAGUCUGGAUCAGCAUACGACUGCAUCAAUGAACUUGGAGAACUGGGGCUUGUGGAGUUCAGAGACCUCAAUCCCAGUGUGAACGCAUUCCAGCGAAAACAUGUCAAUGAGAUCAAAAAAUGUGAAGAGAUGGAGAGGAUCCUUGGAUACCUUCUGAGGGAAGUCAAGAAAGCAGACAUUUCACUGCCAGAAGGAGACAUGAACCCAGUGGCUCCUUUACCCAAGCACAUCAUGGGGAUUAUGGAGCAGCUACAGAGGCUAGAAGUGGAGUUGGGUGAAGUAACCAGGAAUAAAGAGAAGCUGCAGAGGAAUCUGCUGGAGCUGACGGAGUACACACACAUGCUGCGCAUCACCCGCAACUUUGUACAGAGAUCUGCUGAGCGAGAGCCCAUACAAGUACAGUAUGAGGAGUUUCCCUUCCUAGAAAAAGACACAGCGAUGGACUACAGCAGCAUGCAGAGGCUAGGAGCCAAACUGGGUUUCAUUUCUGGGCUUAUUCAGAGGGGGAAGAUCGAGGCCUUUGAGCGGAUGCUUUGGCGAGUGUGUAAAGGCUACACCAUCCUCAGCUAUGCGGAGAUCGAAGAGUAUCUGGAAGAUUCUGACACGGGUGAGCCGACCAAAAGCGUAGUGUUCCUGAUCUCUUACUGGGGAGACCAAAUUGGCCAGAAAGUGAAGAAGAUCUGUGACUGCUACCACUGUCACUUGUAUCCCUAUCCUAGUAGCAAUGAGGAGAGGAAUGAUGUUGUGGAAGGACUCAGAACUCGCAUUCAGGACCUGCACACAGUACUUCAUAGGACAGAGGACUAUCUGAGACAGGUCCUGAUUAAGGCUUCGGAAUCCGUCUACACCUGGGUCAUCCAGGUCAAGAAGAUGAAAGCCAUCUACUAUAUUCUGAACCUGUGUAGUUUUGAUGUUACAAACAAGUGUCUGAUCGCUGAGGUGUGGUGUCCUGUGGAUGACAUUCCCACCCUGCGGAGGGCGCUAGAAGAAGGAUCGAGAAAAAGUGGAGCCACAGUUCCUUCCUUUGUCAAUCGUAUCCCCACCAAAGACACUCCCCCAACCCUGAUAAGGACCAACAAAUUUACCUCUGGCUUCCAGAACAUUGUGGAUGCCUAUGGAGUGGGCACCUACAGGGAGGUUAACCCUGCUCCUUUCACAAUCAUCACCUUCCCGUUCCUGUUUGCUGUGAUGUUUGGGGACCUGGGUCAUGGAGUUAUUAUGGCUGUGUUUGCUUUCUGGAUGGUGCUCUAUGAGAACAACCGCAAACUUAAAAACACAAGGAAUGAGAUCUGGAACACAUUCUUUGAGGGGCGUUAUAUAAUCCUGAUGAUGGGCCUGUUCUCCAUCUACACUGGCCUGAUAUACAAUGACUGUUUCUCAAAGUCCCUUAAUAUCUUUGGUUCUGGAUGGAGCGUGAAAGCCAUGUUCACAGCAAAUGUCUGGAAGGACAGGGAUAUCCAGGGGAAUGGUCUUCUUACUCUGGAUCCAAAUGUUACAGGAGUUUUCACUGGACCAUACCCUCUGGGAAUUGACCCAAUUUGGAACCUGGCAACCAACCGCCUUACAUUUCUGAACUCUUAUAAGAUGAAGAUGUCAGUGAUACUGGGCAUCAUACACAUGAGCUUCGGGGUCAUCCUCAGCACUUACAAUCACUUGCACUUUAGGAAGAAGUACAACCUGUACUUGGUAUUUCUCCCUGAACUCCUGUUCCUGCUGUGUCUGUUUGGGUACCUGGUGUUCAUGAUAGUGUACAAGUGGCUGGUCUUCUCUGCUAAGGACUCCAGACUGGCCCCGAGCAUCCUCAUGCACUUCAUAAACAUGUUUCUCAUGCAGGGUGAAGUGCAGCCUCUCUACCCAGGACAGUCUGGCUUCCAGGUAUUUCUGUUGGUCAUUGCUGUUCUCUCAGUGCCUGUCUUACUCGCGGGGAAACCCAUCUACCUUUAUUGGCUUCACAAUGGAAGCCGCCGCCUAGGAAUGUACAGGGGAUAUGAGCGUGUACGGCGUAACAGUGAAGAGGAGCUCUACCUGAUGAGGGCUCAUGACAUGGAGGAGGGCAGCAGUCACAGUGAUCUCUCCACUAGUGGAGACUGCCACACAGAGGAGUUUGACUUUGCAGAUGAGUUGCUGCAUCAGUCCAUCCACACUAUAGAGUAUUGCCUGGGUUGCAUCUCCAACACAGCCUCCUACCUAAGGCUCUGGGCUCUAAGUCUGGCACAUGCCCAGCUAUCAGAGGUGCUUUGGACCAUGGUGAUGAGAGUAGGGCUACAAAUGGGCACUACUCUCGGGGUUUUAUUCCUGGUGCCUGUGUUUGGCCUGUUUGCUGUUCUCACUGUGUCCAUUCUUUUGGUAAUGGAGGGUCUGUCUGCAUUCCUUCAUGCCCUCCGGCUGCACUGGGUGGAGUUUCAGAAUAAAUUCUACAGUGGGACUGGAGUCAAGUUUUGCCCCUUCUCCUUCUCUCUCCUGCCCUCCAGCUUUGAGCACGAUGGCUUACUGUGAAAGGACUAUUUGCUAAUACUGUUAGGUGGUAAAUAGCCAAAACAAGCCAUCAGACUUAUUCCAGAUGUCAUGAGACUUUUUUCUGUUCAUCUUUUAACAGUUUGUCAUAAAAAGACAUUUAAUGUUGAGCUUCACAGAUUUCGGACUAAAAAACGCUGCCCUCCCAACAGUGUACUGACAGUACAGAGUGCACUGUUGAGAAGUUACUGUUUCUUAUUGCAAAUGUAUACAUGAAUGGGUAUUUUGUACCAGAUUCAGUAUGCGUCACUGCAGGACAUUUUGUGAGGGUGAAAUUCGAGGCUCAAAUUUAAAAUGUAACUCAAGUACUUAAAACUGUCAGUUUUCUCAUGAGGCAUAUUUGGUAAUAGUUGUAAAUGUCACUUGUAUGGAGAACCACAUCUGCCAAACUUAUUAAUAAAUAGGUAAAAAAGAUAUAGCAUUUUUAGUAUGUAAUGGAUGGCCCCAACAUGUUGCUGGUUUUGAUCUUUUCGUGGGAUUUGCUGAUUAAAUAAGAUGAAAGAUAAAAUAACAUCCUCCUUUUCCUUGAAGAAUAAUAUGUCUAUUUCUGUUGGUUCCAUUUUGACUUUCUUUCACUGAGUUUCAGUUAUGGCAGGUCUGGUUUCCAUACACUGGGUAGUGAGCCACCUUUCGGUUACAUAGUUCCUGCUCAACCUUUUGUUGAGCUGACUGCCUUACAGAACAACCAAAUGACGACAUACUGUGUAAUUCUCCAGUUUCCUUUGUAUAAACAUUGCAAAGGAUCUUUGACAUUUUCAGUAUGGAAAAGUGUUUGGGCAGGUGUGUGAUGAUAUGUAUAUACUUUUACAGAAUUAUUUUUUAAUUUAUUAUAUUUUAAAAUGUUGCAUCAGAAUUAAAGAUGAAUGUUAAUGGGGAUAUGAUUUUUACUUUAAUGCAUUCACAGUAUUGCCUAUGCGUCUGCCACUUGCUGUACAAUUUAACAUUCCAUGCAGGAAAAACUUUAAUCAUUCAACUCUGCUGGUCUGGAGAGCCAUAUCCAUAUUCGACACAGUGGUUACAUCUUCUUUGGACAAGACUGACAUGAGGCAUUAGUAGUAUUUACUAAUUGUUUUGAAUUUCUUGGUACUGUAUGUAUGGAAUUGGUAUUUUUCUAAGGGAAGGAAACUUAAUUGUCGUAACUGUCGCAUUAUUGAUGUCUGCACUUUUUCAUUGGCAAAACAUUUAGCAAAAAGUAAGAUACGGGAAUUUUUGAAAGUCAUGACCUUCUAUGUCAGGUUGUAAUGGUGAAAAAAAGGUAUCAAAUCUUGAUGAUGCAAGUGGCAGACACUGUUUUAUCGGGGGCAAAUAAGCAAAUAAUGAUCCAUUAGCAAUUAUUGGUUGAAGGGGUAUUAUAUUUCUUCUAAUGGAGCCCUAAUCUUGCCAUUAAUUUUAUUAAGAAUUUUGGGGGGUUUUUUCAUUGACAAACACUCCAUGUUCCUUUUGAGAAUAUCCUCAUGUCAAUAAUAAAUUGUAUUUGUUUUGAA